AUGCCUCCAGACGCUCCGCCAGCCCCUGCGCUGUACCGACGCGAUCUAUAUAAUCGGGAAAUACGUCUGGCUCUUAUCUAUAAUGACAAGUGGCAAGAUCCAAUUUCGUGUGCCUUCAAGUACACCAAGCUCGAGAGUCGUGCGCCGCAAUCUUAUUCAGCGCUGUCCUACGUUUGGGGAUCGUCCCGGGCCACGGAGACUAUUCAAAUCGAUGGACAUGACCAUGAUAUCAGCAUUAAUCUCGCUUGUGCUAUUCGUCAUCUCAGGGAGGAGAGGAAUUCUGUUCUGAUUUGGAUUGAUGCUUUGUGUAUCAACCAAUGCGAUAUUGGUGAAAGAAGUUCCCAAGUUGCAAUGAUGCGUGACAUUUACGCCUCUGCACAACACGUUGUUGUGUUCUUGGGUCAUGGCUCUUACCAUAGGAUCCCUAAGAACUAUGCAACAAAGUGUUUGCUCGCUCCCAUACAAUUCUCGAAUGAUGACCAGGAUGAUUCUUUGAUCACUCUGUUUCGCAAUUCUUGGGAGACGAUGUGCAGACAGGCAGAGUGGUAUUCGUUUUGCACUAUCUGCGUCAUACGAGCCCUAUCAGACAUUGAUAGAUAUAGGGCAACGAUUAGGUGUAUUGCGGAUGGAAAGGCUUCAUCUCGGUUAAAACUGUUUGAACUUGUUCGACGAUUCAUCAACAGUCAAUGGUGGCAGCGUGUGUGGGUUAUUCAAGAGGCCACAGUUACGUCUCAAGUAUUUGUCCAAUAUGGCAAUGUCAAAGUGCCAUGGGUAGUAUUUGCGCACGCAGCAAAUACGUGUGAUGGCUUGGGCUGGGGCCGACAAGAUACAGGAUCUGAGCUAUUCCUAGGCAUCGAAAGAGAGCACGCGAAAGUCCUGCCAGUGCUUUCGAAGCAGAUAUUUGAGAUUGAACGACUACGUAUGGAGUGGGCAGACGGAAAAGAAACUACCCUUCUGUCACUUUUACAGGAGUUCUCAAGCCGCAAGGCCACCGACGACCGAGACAAAGUAUUUGCUCUACUGGGCCUUGCACAGGACAUCAAAACGAUCAAGCCAAAUUAUUUACUGAGCACAGUUCAAGUCUAUCGAAGCACCGUCAUUGAUCUCAUCAAGCACAGUGGCUCGCUGACAGCACUUUCCGGCGACAUGAAAAGGAAAAACAGUGGCGGUAUUCCAUCAUGGAUCCCCGAUUGGAGUGUUGCGAUGGAAGAGCCCGAUCGUCGGCGCAUGCAGCUCGAAGGGACGUACAAGACUUUCUCGCGUUGGCGGAUCGCAUUGAUUGACCGCGAAUACGAGUACUGGGAGACUGUAACAACAGACAUGCAUAGUCUCUACGAAGAGAUAGAAAGCGGGAAAAGGAGACCGAUCCCAGAACGCAUUGUUGAUGGUCUAAUUGCCUACGAGAGGAUUCUGUCAACAAUCCAUGGGUCAGAGUGGAUGAAUAUUGAAAGUCCCGAUCCUCCGACGAGACGAGCCAUCUUUGAUUACUGGAGAUUCUCAGGUGCUGCUCGAUGA
Messenger RNA from Fusarium musae, 1515 nucleotides. RefSeq lists its product as uncharacterized. The transcript has 3 exons. Lineage: Eukaryota; Fungi; Ascomycota; Sordariomycetes; Hypocreales; Nectriaceae. The record is from RefSeq and is a predicted model, not a curated record. Bases 1 to 1515 code for a protein of 504 amino acids.